AUGGCCAUACAGACCCUUACUUUUGGAAAAUAUAUCCCUUUUGGCAUAGGGGCAGACUUUGUCACGCUGGUAGCUCCUGAACUCUCCAGUGCCACUCCCAUACCUACCUUUUUCCGGAGUGAAGCUCACAGGUGCCCUCUCCAAGAUAUCGCGAGUCUGAGCCAAAAGAAACUCCUCAAGUCGCAACAAGGAGAAGAUCAACACUUGCUUUCCUUUUUCAACGGUCUCUGUGGAGGUACCUAUCUAGAAAUGGGCGCUUUGGACGGUAGGCUGUACAGUAAUUCAUUUGCUUUCCACAAAGCUUUGGAUUGGAAGGGUCUACUUGUGGAGCUGACUCCAGAAAGCUAUCUACGCUUGGUGGAGAAUCGGCCCAGCGAACUAGCCGUCGUUAACGCGGCGGUAUGCGAUCAACCAAAGAAGAUACACUACUAUUCGAAGCAAAGGCAGCCAGCCGUUUCAGGAGUAUGGGAAUUCGCUCCUACCGAGUUCCGGGAAUUAUGGUGGCCGGGUAUCACGCUCGCUGAUACUCAAGAGAUCGAUUGUAGACCCCUGAGGGAAAUCAUUGCAACAAACGUUGGAGAACCAGCCUUUUUCGACUUUUUUAGUUUCGACAUCGAGGGCUCGGAAUUCAUGGCGUUGCAAGGGCUAGAUUUUUCCAAAGUGGGUUUCGGAAUUAUAUUCAUUGAGCGCCAGCCAAAUAAUCCAAUGAAAAACCUGGCAAUUCGUACUAUUAUGGAGAGAAAUGGAUACAUUUAUUUAACAAAUUUUGAGGAAAACCGCUAUUUCUGCCUCUACGACUUGGAGAAAUCGCUAUUUCGGUCAGAUCUGAAAAUUGGUAUCGUGCUGGCAGGGAUGAGCUGCUUCCAACCCAUGACCUACCCUUUCAAUCUAUUUCACCCAACGUCGCCGAGCACCUUAUCCUUACCCUACAUAUCGACACAAGCGUUCGUCAAUGGAUUCUACCGACACGGACCGGGAAACCUUCCUCCGCGGACAGCGCCCUACGGGAACCUCGGGAAGUGUGGACGCCCCGCGUACCCGCGCUCCCGUCCUGUGACCUCUGGUCCGAAUCUCCCCAAUCUACCCAACCCCAAGCGUGUUUUUUUUCGCGACGCUCGCGUUUACGCCCUCGUAGGGCACAUCCAAACCACCGACGUGGUUGACGAAUUGUGUCAAUUGGUCGUUGUUGACGGUGAUGUUGCCGCCGAAGGUGAAAUCAUCACUUCUCGCGUCCAAACAGUGCCUCACCAAGUAUCAGCCCUGGUCGAUAUGCAACUCCAUCCCGGGCACUAUGCUCUCUCCUGCCGGUACCGCUCUAAACAAUAUGCCGAUGCUGGUAGUGGAGGCGGUACCAGUGUCGGUAGAAAUAACGGUAUCGGUGACUCGCACGACGACACCUCCCUCUGGAUCCACUACCCACCGUCCCACAGCACCAUGGUGAGCUCCCAACCGACCGUAACUGCAGCCUCUAGAGCCGGCCACGACGCUCUGUUGGAUGCUCUGGCACUACGGGAGCGUACUCGGAUUCUCAAUUUGUACUACACUGAACUCGACAAGGAGUCGCAGAUGGAAGCUCACGAAGAACGCUGGCGACAAUUCCUGUUGAUUGUGUGGGAAGAAGAACGUAUGAUGCGCUUGCCGGUAGCGAUGGGUCAAGUUAGUUGCAGUACUGACCUUGAUAUCUUGGUACGCUCAACGGCAAUUUCCGUACUUGCGCAGUAUGGCGACGGCCCACCGCUGGGUACCACCACGACUCCACUACUCUUGGAUCAAAUUGCGUCUAAACUCGUCACCGCCUUGGAAUGGACGAAGUUUCCGAGGCACGCUUGUCCAGACUGUUUAUGGGACGUCGUGAUGCCCUACGAGUCCACUUUAUUGAUCAAAGGCCUAAAGAAUGCCACGGAAACAGAUCUUAUUCUGUUUUUGCUACGGCCACCGCUUAGCGACCUGCUGUAUCAAUUCGAUUUGUCGGCUAACGCUAGGCAGAUGUUUGGUCUUGUCCCAAAUUAUGACAACACGACCAAAUUAUAUGUCGGCUGCCUAAUUGAUUUAUUUUCAGGCUGUGGCGACAAUGUUUGUCAGCACUCAGCAUAUCGCCCUGUCAACUACAGUCUACCAUCACCUUCUACGGAUAGUCCUUCCUUGUUGUCUCCACUGACGAAACGACCAAGCUUCGCUAUUGUCCGUUUUAUCGUGUCAGGGGAACAUGGUGCGUAUCCAUCACUAUCAAACAGUUUUAGUACGCAAACUUCUCCCGGGUCGCAGCGAGACCGACAAGUACUUCAAUACCAUCCGCCACAUCAUAGUGAUGCAAGGGGGUGUCACUUUCCAUUGCCUGAGGUGACGGGUGGUUAAGAGUUCCUCUUCUUCCUGCAACCAAUCUGACUCUUGCAU
Molecule: messenger RNA, 2394 nt
Organism: Phaeodactylum tricornutum CCAP 1055/1
Lineage: Eukaryota; Bacillariophyta; Bacillariophyceae; Surirellales; Neidiaceae
Exons: 6
Coding region: 1-2355 (784 amino acids)
Source: RefSeq, a predicted model, not a curated record